Molecule: messenger RNA, 1317 nt
Organism: Chionomys nivalis (European snow vole)
Lineage: Eukaryota; Metazoa; Chordata; Mammalia; Rodentia; Cricetidae
Gene: Degs2
Product: delta 4-desaturase, sphingolipid 2
Exons: 4
Coding region: 43-1077 (344 amino acids)
Biological process (GO): sphinganine metabolic process; ceramide biosynthetic process
Cellular component (GO): membrane
Molecular function (GO): sphingolipid delta-4 desaturase activity
Source: RefSeq, a predicted model, not a curated record
ACUCAGCAGAGAGGAGCGCGCUCGGGCCCCAGUGUCGCCACCAUGGGCAACAGCGCGGGCCGCAGCGACUUCGAGUGGGUCUACAGCGACCAGCCGCACACGCAGCGGCGCAAGGAGAUGCUCGAAAACAAAACACAAAAAAGCACCAACUAUGCAAGGAUGGACGCUUGCUGCCCCGAAGAGACAGCCAAGUACCCAGCCAUUAAGGACCUGAUGCGGCCAGACCCCCACAUCAAGUGGACAGUGCUGGGUCUGGUGCUGGUGCAGUUUCUGGCCUGCUGGCUGGUGAAGGGGCUCUCCUGGCGAUGGCUGCUCUUCUGGGCUUAUGCCUUCGGUGGCUGCAUCAACCACUCACUGACCCUGGCCAUUCAUGACAUCUCGCACAACACUGCAUUUGGCACGAACUUUGCCUCCCGCAACCGCUGGUUCGCCAUCUUCGCUAAUCUACCCAUUGGCGUACCUUAUGCCACAUCCUUCAAAAAGUACCAUGUGGACCACCAUCGAUACCUGGGCGGAGAUGGGCUGGACGUGGACAUUCCCACGAACUUUGAAGGCUGGUUCUUCUGUACGCCGGCCCGCAAGCUGCUCUGGCUGGCCCUACAACCCUUCUUCUACUCGCUGCGGCCACUCUAUGUGAACCCCAAGGCGGUGACUCGUAUGGAGAUGCUCAAUACCCUGGUGCAGCUGGCUGUUGACCUGACCAUUUUUGCCCUCUGGGGGAUCAAACCCGUCGUCUACCUUCUAGCUGGCUCCUUCCUGGGCCUGGGCCUACACCCUAUCUCUGGCCACUUCGUGGCUGAACAUUAUAUGUUCAUGAAGGGCCACGAGACUUACUCCUACUACGGGCCCCUCAACUGGAUCACCUUCAAUGUGGGCUACCACAUGGAGCACCAUGACUUUCCCAGCAUCCCCGGCUGCUACCUGCCACUGGUGCGGAAGAUUGCACCCGAAUACUACGACCACCUGCCGCAGCACCACUCCUGGGUGAAGGUGCUCUGGGACUUUGUAUUUGAGGACUCUAUGGGACCCUAUGCCAGGGUUAAGCGCACGUGUAAGCUGGCAGAGGACCGCCUGUGAACCCUGCCGGCCAGCAGUCCUGAGGGGUGCAGCCCCGUGCCUCUUGGCCCCACUUCUGUGGGCCAGGGCCACAGAACUGGUCUAGCUACAUCAGCUCCUGCAAUCUAGGCUGCUUCUGGCCCAGCAACAGGGGAUGCAGCUGUGGUCGGGGCAACCAGGCUUACCUAAUCUCUGGCCUUCCCUCCGACUGACCAGGAUACUCUGUGCCUGUGGUCCCAUGGAGUUGCCUUCUCUGUUCUU